ACGAAAUUGAAGAAGAAGUUAAACAAACAUGGCGGCCCGCAUACGGCUACCCUUGCUGUUCCUUAGAAACUCGUUCCCGUUUCGAAGCCAAAGCCUUGUCCACACCGAGGUUGGGGUUAAGGAGCCAACGUACCCCCCCAUAGUCCCCUCAAUAACGGCUAAAAGUAAAUCUGCGCGGCGGCGUCAGGUUGAGGAACAUGUGCAGAAGAUACGCGCCUCUUCCGUGCAGGACAAGCUGUCGCUCAUCACUCGCAUCCAGCGAAUGAAAUUUGUGGUCUACCCUCAGACCUUCGCACGGAACGCAGACAGAUGGUACCAGCACUUUACUAAGACCGCGUUCAUCCCGGCCCUGCCCGAAAAAUUCACCCCGGGCUCGGAGAAACCCGCAGCGGUGCCGGGGAUCGACGAUGAUGCGUUCGCGGACAUUCGCUCCUUGGUGACCCGUGCCAUUCUGCACGAGCACUGGGAAAUUAGAAAGCGCAAGUCUUUCAUGUACAGACACCAGGAGCAGGUGGUCGGACCUUUCCUGAGGACCCUGGUGUCUGGACUCACCUACAGUCUGGCCAAGUACAACCCUCUGCUGCGGCUGUCCAGUCUGGAUCUCAGUCCACAAGUGAACUUUUAUUGGAGAAGGGGUCAGAGAAUUAUCCCAAAAGGCCACCGGAGAGGCCACCUCGAGCCAACCAGGUUCCAGAUUGACGACCACCCGCACAGCCAGAUCAGAGUAACCCAACAGCUGCCUCAGUUUACCCCACUGGAAGCCUCGUAUGCAGCCGAAGUUCCAGAGAUCACGUUUGCUCCCAAUGUGAUGCCGCUGUUCAGAAGGCAGUAUGACAACAACAUCUUCACAGGUGCGAAGCUACCAGACCCGGCAUGUUACGGUCACACUCAGUUCCACCUGGUGCCCGACCGAUACCACAGAGACCGGAUGGCUCGGCAGCAGCAGGCCGACCAAGUGGAGGUUUUCCUCAGAGCCAACGCGCUCGCCAGCCUCUUCGCCUGGACGGGAGCUCAGGCCGUGUACCAGGGUUUCUGGAACUACGAGGACGUCACCAGGCCCUUCGUGUCCCAGGCCGUGAUCACAGACGGCCGCUUCUUCUCCUUCUUCUGCUACCAGCUCAACACAGUUGCACUCUCCGUGGAGACCGACGCCAACAACCCCAGGAAAAACCUCCUGUGGGGUACCGAGAGCCUGCGGCUCUACGAGAGCGUGCAGGAUGGAGAGGUGGUGGGUCUGAAUGAUGGUGUCAUCAAGCUUCUCGUUCAGUUUCUCAUGAACCAGCCAUAG
Archocentrus centrarchus (flier cichlid) is the source of this 1288-nucleotide messenger RNA. RefSeq names its product mitochondrial ribosomal protein S30 (gene mrps30). Gene Ontology annotation, biological process: translation. Gene Ontology annotation, cellular component: ribosome; mitochondrial large ribosomal subunit; mitochondrion. The transcript is spliced from 5 exons. NCBI's taxonomy places the organism in Eukaryota, Metazoa, Chordata, Actinopteri, Cichliformes, Cichlidae. The record is from RefSeq and is a predicted model, not a curated record. The coding region runs from base 29 to 1288 and encodes 419 amino acids. Gene Ontology annotation, molecular function: structural constituent of ribosome.